UGCGAGCUCAUCAGGUGGGAAUCGUUGCCCUAAAAGAUUCAGUUUGUUAUCAGUGAUAGUGAUAAUAGAAAAUACUACUUGUGCAAGCUAUAGUGUGGAAUAACGCAUAAGCAUAUCAACGUAUAAAUGUUGUAGGUCUAUGAUCAAGUAAACUUACGGGGCAGACCUUGGUGGACUUCGCGCUUUGUCUUCUGUUUCUGUAUCCGGUUUGUAGUUUUUGCACAAUGUUGUCGAGAUUUUCCCCUUUCAAUGCCAGACGUCUACAAAACAGUGCUUUACGAUAUUUAAGUAGAAUGGCAUCAUCAUCGGUCAAAGUACAAGUACGUCAAGGUGUUGUGGUUGGACGAGAGGGGCUUCUGCCAAACGGAGAACCAUAUCAUAGCUUUCAAGGUGUACCCUAUGCAGUGCCUCCGCUUGGUGAAUUGCGUUUUAGAUCACCUGUGCCUUUGGAACGCUUUGAUACGCCCUCUCUAGAUUGUACGCGGGAAAAGGAACCAUGCCAUCAACGAGAUCCUAUGACAAAUAAUAUUAUAGGCACAGAAGAUUGCCUGCACCUUAAUGUAUACGCACCAGCAAAGCGCACUGCCAGACCACUGCCAGUUAUGGUGUGGCUACAUGGCGGCGGAUUUUUCUUUGGCUCGAGCAAAAACAUAUUGCCGUUAAGUUUAAUGUGUGAGGAUGUAAUUGUAGUGACACUAAAUUAUCGUUUAGGUGCUUGGGGUUUUUUAUGCCUACCCGAGGAGGGUAUUUGGGGUAAUGCCGGUUUGAAGGAUCAGCGGCUAGCUCUGCAGUGGAUUCACGAGAACAUCGCUCACUUUAAUGGCGACCCUAAUAAUGUUACCUUGUUCGGUGAAAGCGCUGGCGCUGCAUCUGUUCACUUGCACACAAUGGCUCCCCAUGCUAAUAAACUCUUUCAUAAAGCGAUUAUGCAAAGUGGCGCCGCUAAUAUGGAGUGGGUUUUCCAACUAAAUCCACAAAACAAAGUGCGUGGCCUUUGCGAAUUGCUGGGCUGCCAAUCACGCGAUUCACGGGAUAUGCUAAACUUCUUACAAUCGCACGAAAAAGUAACCCCGCUGAAUGUUCUUGCUAACACGUUGCCUCUGCUUUCUUCAGAUGAACGUCGCCGUGGCUUGCCCCUCCCUUUCGGACCUGUCGUUGAAGAUCAAAGCAGUUCUGAUAGAUUUAUCAGCAUGCCAGUAAUGGAACGUAUGCGACAAAAAGAUACCCUGGCCAUGCCAAUUAUAAUGGGCUACAAUUCUGCUGAAGGCAUUAUGAUGCUGAUAAAUGCCAUACGUAAAAUCGAGGAUAUAGAUCAAGAUUUGUCUCGCUUUGUACCUCGUAACAUUCCACUGCAUACGGAUCACAAUGAUAUACAGUAUUUAGCACAAAAGUUACGCGACUUUUAUUUUAAUGGUAAAAAUAUCACGCACGAGCAAUUUGAUGCCAUGACUAAUUUAUUGACAGACUACCAUUUCAUGGUGGACACGCAGCUGGCUUUGAAAUUGCAGCUGGAACACCAGCCUCGCGCACCCAUCUUUUUUUAUAGGUAUGAUUAUUGUGGUGGACGGGAUCUAUAUAAACGAUUUUUCCAGUUGGAGCAGAUACCUGGCGCUUGUCAUGGAGACGAAUUACAUUACCUUUUCCAAACGCCAGGUGUUGACCCCAGAAAAUUUGAGGAAUGCGACAGGCAAAACAUUAAACGUCUUAGCGCACUCUGGGCUAACUUUGCGCGUCAUAAUAUGCCCACUCCACCAGAAAGUCCUUUUACCAAAGAGUUGGGCUGUAUUUGGACUCCGCUAAAGAGACCAAAUAAGGAUGAGGACUUUGGUUUGGAUUGUUUCAUUAUUGAUAGGGAAUGUAGAAUGCAACGUGAUCCCGACAAGGAUCGUAUGGAUUUCUGGCAUGAAAUAUAUCGAAAUUACCCACCGUUGGACUACUCGCGGAUCAGCGCAAAGUUGUCUAAGGGCAUACGAAGCAGUUCCUUGAGAUUCUGUAGCCAAAAAAUACUAAGAUCGGUGCGUCAAGGUGUUGUUGCUGGACGAGAGGAGCACUUAUCCAGUGGGAUCAAAUACUAUUGCUUUCAAGGAGUACCCUAUGCAGUUCCACCAAUUGGGGAAUUACGAUUCAAGUCACCAGUACCAUUAGAACGCUUCGAUCAACCACUGCUGGAUUGUACACACUUAAGAGGCCCUUGUCACCAAAGGGAAGCAACAACAAGCAAAACUGUGGGGUCAGAGGAUUGUCUUCACCUCAAUAUAUAUGUUCCAGCUAAAUGUGCCGCUGAGCCAAUGCCAGUUAUGGUCUGGAUACAUGGCGGUGGAUUCAUUGCAGACACUGGUAAUAAGUACCUGCCUCUUAGUCUUUUGCACGAGGGCGUCAUUGUCGUUACAUUAAAUUAUCGCUUAGGUGCUUGGGGUUUUUUGUGUCUGCCUGAGGCGGAAAUUUGGGGAAAUGUUGGUUUAAAAGAUCAGCGCCUUGCUUUACAGUGGAUAAAUGAGAAUAUCAAAAGCUUCAAUGGUGACCCCAAUAAUGUAACACUUUUCGGGGAAAGUGCUGGUGCUACAAGCAUUCACAUGCACACAUUUGCAUCGCAUGCAGGCAAAUUGUUCCAUAAAGUAAUCAUGCAAAGUGGCACCGCCAACAUAGAGUGGGUAUUUCAACGUCAGCCAAGCGUAAAAGUACGUCGCUUAUGUGAAUUGCUCGGUUGUUCAUCAACGGAUCCAAAGGAAAUGCUUGAGUUCUUACAGUCUCCCGAAAAAGUAACUCCAGAGGCAGUUUUAAGCAAGACUCUAUCUUUACUUUUACCCGAUGAACGACGCCGCGGUCCACCUUUCCCACUACGGCCUGUACUGGAAGAUACGAAUAGUCCAGAUGCCUUUAUUAGCAUGCCAGUUUUGAAACAAAUGCGCAGGCACGAUACGUGUGCCAUACCCACAAUAAUCGGCUACAAUUCAGCUGAGGGCCUUACUAUAUUAAAACAUUCUGUUAAGCAAAUCGAGAAGGUCGAUCAAGACCUUGAACGUUUUGUACCUCGCAACAUCCCACUAUCUAUCGAUCAUCCGGAAAUAAGCGCACUGGCACAACAAAUUCGUAAAUUCUUUUUUGGUGGUCAGAGGAUUACUAAGGAGCAUCUGCCAGGCUUAUGUAAUUUAAUAACGGAUUAUCAUUUUCUGGUCGAUAUAUACUUUGCCACAAAAAUGCAUGCGAUCUAUCGGUCAGGUGCCCCACUCUACGUCUAUCGUUUCGACUACACGGGCGGACGUGAUUUUUACAAACGUUUAUUCAAUUUUGAACAAUUCAGUGGCGCUUGUCAUGCAGAUGAACUACACUACCUCUUUCAAACUCCAAAUGAUGAUCUCAGCACAUUUGCAGACGAUGACGCACAAAUCACCAAAAGACUCAGUGAAAUGUGGGCCAACUUUGCUCGUUAUGGGGAACCAACUCCACAAAACAGUAACAUUGCAAACGAACUCGGUUUUAUGUGGACUCCUGUAAAGAAAUCAACUGGACAAAAAGAGUGCAAAAAUUUAGAUUAUUUCAUCAUUGAUCGAAAAUGUAGCAUGCGCCAGGAGCCUGAUAGGGACCGCAUGGAAUUCUGGGAGGAAAUAUAUCGGAAAUUCCCUCCAUUAGACUAUUCGUUAUUGAAUGCGAAACGCUAACUGUUGACAGUUACAUACAAGUAUUUUAAAAGUGCAUACUAAAUAUCUGUGGUCAUAAGCAAUAACCGCCUAAGUCGACUUAACCCUAAUCUCCUAAAUUUAAAAAUUUACACAGAUCCUAAAGUGAGACUCUGAGGCUCAUAUGUGGAAAACGGUUGAAACGCAUAAUUUUAGUGUUUGCUUCUUACUUUCAUUGAUACAGUACGAAUCCAAACGCAUUUUUUUCACUUAUUUAAUUGUUAAGAAAGUUUUGAAGUAAAUACAUAGCAUUAAAAAAGAUAAUUUUAGUUCAUAAAGCAGUUGAGAAAUAAUUAUGAAUUACAUUUUUCACAAAUUUAUGUAGUUGUAGAAUGUACAUUACAAACAUUUUGACUGCAUU
Molecule: messenger RNA, 4038 nt
Organism: Rhagoletis pomonella (apple maggot)
Lineage: Eukaryota; Metazoa; Arthropoda; Insecta; Diptera; Tephritidae
Gene: clt
Exons: 9
Coding region: 225-3659 (1144 amino acids)
Source: RefSeq, a predicted model, not a curated record